GCGUGGUCUGGGAGCUUCUCCUCAAGUUUAGCGCCCAGGAACUCCUCGACCUUCAGUUGGUGGACGUUGCCAUCUCUUCAUCAACGCAGACAGGCUCUCGGCUCUUGUGGAGGGUGCUGCGAGGAGGAGAGAGGACCCCAUCCCUCCGGUGAGCUCCUGCAAGACGCGACGAGACAACGACGAGCUCAUCGAAAAGCUGCUCACCACUCCGAGCGUGCGAGAGGUGGAGAGCCGGCGAAUGGGCACCGAGAUCUACGAACUCCUCAACACCAAGUCGGUGAUGGAGCAGAGACAGCUGGAAAAAUUCCAGAGUGCCGGCGGGUCGCAGCUGCAGGAGUUUUGCUCUCACAAGACGCGAGACAGCUGCCGACGGGCGCGCGGGACUCACCGAGCCUGCGGGAAGCUCCACUUCAGGAAGAUAAUCCAACAGCACACAGAUGAGAACCUCGGGGACUGUUCCUUCCUCAACACCUGUUUCCACACCGACACGUGCAAGUUUGUUCACUAUGAGAUCGACACCCAGCGAGAGGUGGAUACCUCGUCCCAGAGACAGAGCAACAAGAAUAAACCUUCUUCUGGUGUCGUGAGCUCACACAAGCUGAUACCAGCUCAGUGGGUGAACUGCGACAUAAGAAUCCUGGACAUGAGCUGUCUCGGAAAGUUCUCUGUCAUCAUGGCUGACCCUCCGUGGGACAUUCACAUGGAACUACCAUAUGGGACAAUGGGAGAUGAUGAGAUGAGACAGUUGAAUGUGCCAGCUCUUCAAGACGAUGGCUACAUAUUCUUAUGGGUCACAGGCCGGGCCAUGGAGCUAGCGCGAGAGUGUCUGACUCUGUGGGGGUACGAGAGAGUGGACGAACUGAUCUGGGUCAAGACCAACCAGCUGCAGAGAUUGAUCAGGACGGGGAGGACCGGUCACUGGCUGAACCACGGGAAGGAACACUGUCUGGUGGGCGUCAAGGGAAACCUUCCUGUGAACCGAGGGAUAGAUGUUGAUGUGGUGGUGGCUGAAGUCAGGGAGACGAGUCGCAAACCUGAUGAGGUAUAUGGCAUAAUAGAGAGACUGUCUCCAGGAACUCUGAAGGUAGAGCUGUUUGGAAGGGAGCACAACUGUCAGCCCAACUGGCUGACCGUGGGCAACCAACUGCAGGGAGUUCAUCUGGUGGAAGAAGACAGGGCCGAAAAAUUCUUGGCUCGCUACCCAAACGGAGAGCAGGACCUGUUUGCCAGGAAGAUAGUCCCAUCUCCUGCCCCUCUCCUUCCUCCUCGAUGAGUGGCCACGACUGAUAGGAUAGCUAUAUACCUUUCGUCUCUCUCUUUCAAUAAUGACUCUUAGAGUACGGCUGUAUUUCAAAUCUGAUUGUGUCAACUAGGAGAAAGCUAGUCUACGUAGUUUCCUGUGUACGAUGAGGAUGAGCAGUAAUACUGAGGAAUA
Messenger RNA from Geodia barretti, 1435 nucleotides. Lineage: Eukaryota; Metazoa; Porifera; Demospongiae; Tetractinellida; Geodiidae. The record is from the annotation of a GenBank genome assembly.